GCAAUGGAGAAUAGCACAGAAGUGACAGAGUUUAUCCUCUUGGGAUUAACAGAUGACCCCAAACUUCAGGCUCCCCUCCUUCUGGUAUUUGUAUUCAUCUACCUCGUCACCCUGGUUGGAAAUGGGGGGAUGAUGGUGAUCAUCCACUUGAACUCCCAUCUCCACACUCCAAUGUACUUCUUCCUCAGCAACCUCUCCUUGGUAGAUCUGGGUUACUCAUCAGCUGUAGCUCCUAAAAUGGUGGCUGCAUUGCAGUCAGGAAACAAGGCCAUUUCCUACAAUGAAUGUGCAGCUCAGUUCUUCUUCUUUGUGGGAUUUGCCACUGUUGAGUGCUACCUCCUGGCCUCCAUGGCCUAUGACCGCCAUGCAGCGGUAUGUAGGCCUCUUCUUUAUACCACCACUAUGACAACAGGUGUGUGCGCCCUCCUAACUAUCAGUUCCUAUGUCUGUGGCUUCCUCAAUGCAACUAUCCAUGCAGCAGACACCUUCAGACUCUCCUUCUGUGGUUCCAAUGAGAUUAAUCAUUUUUUCUGUGACAUUCCCCCACUCCUGGCAAUCUCAUGCUCCAACACACGCAUCAGCAAGUUAGUGGUCUUCUUUGUCGUGGGCUUCAAUGUCUUUUUCACCCUCCUGGUCAUCCUCAUCUCUUACAUCUUCAUAUUCAUCGCCAUUCAAAGAAUGCGUUCUGCUGAAGGGCAGAAGAAAGCCUUCUCCACCUGUGCCUCCCACCUCACCGCAGUGUCCAUCUUCUACGGUACAAUCAUCUUCAUGUACUUACAGCCCAGCUCCAGCCAGUCCAUGGACACAGACAAAAUAGCAUCUGUGUUUUAUACUGUGGUGAUUCCCAUGCUCAAUCCCUUGAUCUACAGCCUUAGGAACAAAGAAGUGAAAAUUUCUUUUUGGAAAAUACUUAACAAGCUUUACCCCCAAUCUUUAAACGUGAGUAGGAGGUAG
This is a messenger RNA of Carlito syrichta (Philippine tarsier), 954 nucleotides long. RefSeq names its product olfactory receptor 1444. Gene Ontology annotation, molecular function: G protein-coupled receptor activity; odorant binding; olfactory receptor activity. The transcript has a single exon. Gene Ontology annotation, biological process: G protein-coupled receptor signaling pathway; sensory perception of smell. Lineage: Eukaryota; Metazoa; Chordata; Mammalia; Primates; Tarsiidae. The record is from RefSeq and is a predicted model, not a curated record. Gene Ontology annotation, cellular component: membrane. The coding region runs from base 4 to 954 and encodes 316 amino acids.